Arctia plantaginis is the source of this 1266-nucleotide messenger RNA. The record is from the annotation of a GenBank genome assembly. Lineage: Eukaryota; Metazoa; Arthropoda; Insecta; Lepidoptera; Erebidae.
AUGGAAAAUAACCCUUUUAAAUCGCGCGUUCGCAUUACCUGUGGACUUGUCCUGCCAGCUGCGCGUGCGCGGGUCCUAGAGCGCGGCGCGCCCCUCCACUCCCGCCCCCCUCGCUAUGUACAGAGCACGUACCUGUCGAGUUGUCCUGCCAGCUGCGCGUGCGCGGGUCCCAGAGCGCGGCGCGCCCCUCCAUUCCCCCCCCUCGCUAUGUACAGAGCACGUACCUGUCGAGUUGUCCUGCCAGCUGCGCGUGCGCGGGUCCCAGAGCGCGGCGCGCCCCUCCACUCCCAUCCAACGGUAUGUACAGAGCACGUACCUGUCGAGUUGUCCUGCCAGCUGCGCGUGCGCGGGUCCCAGAGCGCGGCGCGCCCCUCCACUCCCCCCCAUCGCUAUGUACAGAGCACGUACCUGUCGAGUUGUCCUGCCAGCUGCGCGUGCGCGGGUCCCAGAGCGCGGCGCGCCCCUCCACUCCCCCCCCUCGCUAUGUACAGAGCACGUACCUGUCGAGUUGUCCUGCCAGCUGCGCGUGCGCGGGUCCCAGAGCGCGGCGCGCCCCUCCACUCCCCCCCCUCGCUAUGUACAGAGCACGUACCUGUCGAGUUGUCCUGCCAGCUGCGCGUGCGCGGGUCCCAGAGCGCGGCGCGCCCCUCCACUCCCCCCCCUCGAUAUGUACAGAGCACGUACCUGUCGAGUUGUCCUGCCAGCUGCGCGUGCGCGGGUCCCAGAGCGCGGCGCGCCCCUCCACUCCCCCCCCUCGCUAUGUACAGAGCACGUACCUGUCGAGUUGUCCUGCCAGCUGCGCGUGCGCGGGUCCCAGAGCGCGGCGCGCCCCUCCACUCCCCCCCCCUCGCUAUGUACAGAGCACGUACCUGUCGAGUUGUCCUGCCAGCUGCGCGUGCGCGGGUCCCAGAGCGCGGCGCGCCCCUCCACUCCCCCCCCUCGCUAUGUACAGAGCACGUACCUGUCGAGUUGUCCUGCCAGCUGCGCGUGCGCGGGUCCCAGAGCGCGGCGCGCCCCUCCACUCCCCCCACAGAUCGCGCGCGCACCGUCGCUAUGAUGGGCUCCAACAGGGCGCCUCGCAAAGACACGUUCUCUGCAACACACGAUUUUAUCGGUGAAACAAGGUUAUCUACACCCGAUCCGAGAUUUUUAAUAAAAAUUAACAUCUUCAAUAAAAAAAAAAUUGAAGAUGUUAAUUUAUUAAUAUUAUUUAUAAUUUGGGACACAUCCGAUCCUAUAUAUGGUCAGAAUCUCCGACCACACUAG